Phycomyces blakesleeanus NRRL 1555(-) is the source of this 1719-nucleotide messenger RNA. RefSeq lists its product as hypothetical. The record is from RefSeq and is a predicted model, not a curated record. Bases 62 to 1459 code for a protein of 465 amino acids. The transcript is spliced from 10 exons. Lineage: Eukaryota; Fungi; Mucoromycota; Mucoromycetes; Mucorales; Phycomycetaceae.
AUACCACUUUAUAUAUAUUUUCUUCUUCUUCUUCUUCUUUUUAAUUAUCUAUCAAACCAGUAUGGAACCCACAAUUACAGAGGGAAACAAGCCAACUAUCCAUCUUCCUCUCUUAUCGCACUUACCGCCCGUCAUUCCGCCAACUUCGUAUCUAAACUUCCUAAAGACCUGGUGGAAGAGAAACGACAAAACCUCGGCUAUUGCUGAGAGACGUCUCCUUCACUUCCUUUACACCGGUCCGGAAUCAUAUAGCUCUUUCCCAAAACCCACCCCGCUUAUCGGCCGAAUUCUUAGAGUCAACCUGGACUCACCAGGCACCAACACAACCAAGGUCGACAAAAGCAAGGAAAGAAUCGUCAAUACCUUUCAUCUCUUUUCUGCGCCAAAUCCACUCCCUGACCAGCCGAUGUUCAAGCAUGAACCAGAGACCGGAGAUAUAAAGUCCUCAAUCGAAGAGGCAUCCGAGACAUCUACAAAGAACUUGGUCGUAUGUCAUGGAUACGGUGCUGGUCUUGGAUUCUUUUACAAGAAUCUUUUUUCAUUUGGACAAGCACCUGGCUGGCAAGUAUUUGCAGUUGAUUGGCUGGGUAUGGGAAGAAGUUCUAGGCCAAAAUGGACCUUUUCACGCAAAUCUAAUGAAUCCUGGGACGACAUUGUUGAUGAUGUUGAGGAUCAUUUUGUCGAAUCCUUAGAAGAGUGGCGUAAGAAGGUUGGGCUGGAGAAGAUGACUUUGAUGGGCCAUUCUCUCGGCGGAUACUUUUCUUCAUGCUAUGCAUUAAAGUACCCUCAACGUGUAGAAAAGCUGAUACUUGUAUCACCAGCUGGAAUCCCAGAGCCGCCACCAGGAGUCGAACCCACCAAACAAUUACCAAACAAAUCACCAAAAGAACAACUAGAUGAAGGAGCUAAUCAGCUCAAUGCUUCUUUACAAGCACAGGCCGUCGACGUUAAUAUGAAUCCCGAUGAACCCGCUACCGAAGCCUCGCCACAGUCACCCCCGAUACAGGCCAGAAAGAUGCCAGGCUGGGCAGUGUAUCUCUGGAAUAAAAAUAUAACCCCUAUGAGUCUAGUUCGUUUUGGUGGACCAUUAGGAGCAACGCUUGUGAAUAGCUAUACAUCCAGAAGAUUCGCUCACUUGGAAACAGAAGAAAGGCAUUGCUUGUAUGAUUAUCUUUAUAAUAUCACAUCUUCUACUGGGUCGGGAGAAUAUGCUUUGGCAGCCGUAUUGGCUCCUGGUGCUUAUGCUCGUAAACCCUUGUUCCACAGACUAGCCAAUCUCCAGAUGCCAGUUGUCUUUAUAUAUGGCGAACAUGAUUGGAUGGAUUAUAAAGCGGCGAAUCGUGUGGCAGAAAUCAUGAAGGUGCCUGUUAAAGUCAUUCUAGUACAGCAUGGAGGUCAUCAUAUGUAUAUCGAUAACCCAGAAGAAUUUAAUGAGGAAGUUGCAAAGGAAAUGCAAUAGAAGGAGUGUUAUCCUAUUUACUAUUUCCUACAUAUCAUUAUUGUAAGAGAGAGAGAGAAGAACUAAAGAAAAAACCUACCAAGAAGAAUACUCUUCUUUAUUAGUUUUUUUCUAUCUUUCUUUAUGUAUAUUAUACAAAAACACAUACACUCAAAAAAAAUUGAUUGCGCCUCUAGAUAUAAAUCAUUUUUAUUCGUUUCUUGUUUUAUUAACACGCAUAACCAAAUAAAUAAAUAAGUAAAUCAAAUAUAUGCAAUGUG